Molecule: messenger RNA, 2892 nt
Organism: Equus quagga
Lineage: Eukaryota; Metazoa; Chordata; Mammalia; Perissodactyla; Equidae
Gene: NARF
Product: nuclear prelamin A recognition factor
Exons: 11
Coding region: 115-1485 (456 amino acids)
Cellular component (GO): lamin filament
Molecular function (GO): lamin binding
Source: RefSeq, a predicted model, not a curated record
GGUGGGGCCGCGCCGGGGCGACGACAACAAAGGGCGGCGGGCAGCGGGCGGCGGUGACCGCGUCUCCCGUGCUUCCUUCAGCGCGCGUCCCGGUUCCCGCCCGCCCAGCUCCAGAUGAAGUGUGAGCACUGCACGCGGAAGGAAUGUAGUAAAAAAACAAAAACCGAUGACCAAGAGAAUGCAUCAGUCGAUGUACUGAGUCCGGCCCAGGAGAAUGGAGAGAAAGGAGAAUUCCAUAAGUUGGCUGAUGCCAAGAUAUUUCUGAGCGACUGCCUGGCGUGUGACAGCUGUGUGACUGCAGAGGAAGGAGUCCAGGUUUCCCAGCAGAAUGCAAAGGACUUCUUCCGCGUUCUGAACCUUAAUAAGAAAUGCAAUACCUCAGAGCACAAGGUACUGGCGGUGUCGGUGUGUCCUCAGUCUCUGCCUUAUUUUGCUGCUAAGUUCAGCCUCAGUGUGACUGAUGCAUCCCGAAGACUCUGUGGCUUCCUCAAAAGUCUUGGGGUGCACUACGUCUUCAAUACAACAAUUGCCGCGGACUUCAGCAUCCUGGAGAGUCAGAGAGAGUUUGUGCGUCGCUACCACCAGCACAGCGAGGGGGAGCCGGCCUUACCCAUGCUGACCUCCGCCUGUCCCGGCUGGGUCCGGUAUGCGGAACGGGUAUUGGGGCACCCCGUCACCCCCCACCUCUGCACCGCCAAGUCUCCCCAGCAGAUCAUGGGCUCACUAGUGAAGGAUUACUUCGCCAGACGGCAGAACUUGUCCCCAGACAAGAUUUUCCAUGUCGUUGUGGCCCCUUGCUAUGACAAGAAACUGGAGGCUCUCCGAGAUGAUUUUCCUUCAGCUUUGCGAAGUUCACGGGGUGCUGACUGCGUAUUGACCUCAGGUGAAAUUGUCCAGAUAAUGGAGCAGAGUGACGUCUCAGUGAAGGAUGCUGCCGUGGACACUCUGUUUGGAGACUGCAAGGAGGAGGAGGUGAGACGCCACGGCGGAGCCAGCUCGGAUGGGUGCCUGGUACAUGUCUUCAGACACGCAGCCAAGGAGCUGUUCAACGAGGAUGUGGGGGAGGUCACCUACCGCACCCUAAGGAACAAAGACUUCCAGGAGGUCACCCUUGAAAAGAAUGGGGAGGUUCUGUUACGCUUUGCUGCUGCAUACGGCUUUCGAAACAUCCAGAAUGUGAUCCUGAAACUGAAGAAGGGCAAGUCCCCGUACCACUUUGUGGAGGUCCUCGCCUGUGCCGGGGGAUGCUUAAAUGGCAGAGGCCAAGCCCAGACCGAGGAUGGGCGCGCAGACAAGGCCCUGCUGCGGCAGAUGGAAGGUAUCUAUGCAGAUGUCCCCGUGCGGGCCCCGGAAGCCAGCGCCCGAGUGCAGGAGCUGUACCAGGAGUGGCUGGACGGAGCUGACUCCCCCAGGGUCCAGGAAGCCCUGCACACCACGUACCAGGGCCCGGGGCACCCCGCUAACAGCCGAGACAUCAAGUGGUGAAGGUCAAGAAGGCUGGGAGGCAGGCCCCGUCAGCUGCCCGAAGAGGGAGGAGCCACUGAGUGUGGGCAUCAGAGACUUGAUACCCACCUGAAGAAAACAGCUCGGCUUUUCUUCUGUUACUUGGUGUUUCAGAAUUCUCUGCUGUCCCCAUUGUUGGCAGCUCCCUCACUCAGCUUGAUGUGGUGCUAUCUUUAAAUAUGUGUGUGAUCGGAAUAUUUUAACAUGAGAGAAGGAUUUUCCCAGUUCGAGUAGCCUUUUAUCCUAAGACUGAAAAAAUCCCAAAGAGCAAGAAUGGAGACAGACUACUGUCUUUUAGGCUUAAAAAAAAUCCAAAAACUGUCCUGGAAGAGCUAAGACCCCAGAAGUUCUGAUUCACGUGCCUCAGAGAUUUGAUGUGGAAAUAAAGACAGGAAGCAGGCAGGCUGCGGGUUUGUGAGGCUGCAGUCCAUGUUCUGCCCGCUUGGCUCUUAUUUUUACCUACUUGUGUUGUUCUUGAAAAUGUUUUUGCCAGAACAUGUAUAACCUGCAAACUUUUGGAAUCAGGGGGCUCAUACAAAUCUGAAUUUCCAACUUUUCUUGAAAAAAAUCUGUUCUGGCAACAGUGGGCCACAUUCCUCACUGCUGGAGUGGCCAGAGUGCAGCAGCAGCCACCCCCCUGGGACCAGACCCUCUAACUUGGGGCCCUGUGGGCACUAGGGACUUCGGCCCCAAACUCGCACUUUGACGUUGUCUUUAAGUUGAACUCACCUCGGGGCGGGGGAGGCCCAACAAGGGUGAUGGGUAGUACAGAUGAAGGAUGGAGAAUGGAGAGGCAGGCCACCCACUCAGGCCAGGCUGUGUGAUCAGUCCCCACUGGGUGGGGCCAGGCAGGAGAAGGUGGGUAAGACAGCUUCCUGAUGGCCCAGCAUCCCCCCAGCUCCUUCCCGUGGUCCUUUGCCCUCACAGUGGGCCUAGUUGCCCAACUGGGCUCCGUGAAGCCCUCUGUGCUCUGUGAUGGGACCCUUCGCCCUGCUCAUACUGUUCGUGUGAGCUUGCCUUAAAGAAAGAAGAGAGCAGUUUGCCCACAAAUAGUUAAAUGGAAAGGGCUAGCAGAUGACCGGAAAGCUGCAGGAUCGUGGAACUCCCCUUCAGGGCUCAGCGUGUGAAAUGAAGCAUCUGUGAAUAGGCCUCGAGUGGGUUUUUCAAAGCACUUGGAUUUUGUUAUCAUGAGUGAUGACGCUCAUCUUGAACCCCUCGAUGCUGUAAAGCCUCAGCAUGUUAGGUUUCCUUCAUCGUAUCGUAUUGUACCUAUCUGGGUUGAUAACUGGAUAUAUUGUGUGAAAUUGUGUAUUUUUUGCUUUCAAUCUGUAUACACUUGUGUUUCCAUCCUCUGUGGUAACUGAUCAUGGAAUAAACAGUUGAAGAGUG